This is a messenger RNA of Gloeophyllum trabeum ATCC 11539, 2421 nucleotides long. Its product is annotated as nucleolar complex-associated protein 3. The transcript is spliced from 8 exons. Lineage: Eukaryota; Fungi; Basidiomycota; Agaricomycetes; Gloeophyllales; Gloeophyllaceae. The coding region runs from base 1 to 2421 and encodes 806 amino acids. Gene Ontology annotation, molecular function: chromatin binding. The record is from RefSeq and is a predicted model, not a curated record. Gene Ontology annotation, biological process: DNA replication initiation. Gene Ontology annotation, cellular component: nucleolus.
AUGGCCGUCAAGGGGGCCAAAAGGCAAGCACCCUCUCAGCGAGGAGGUCCGUCAAAGAAGCCAAAGCUUGCCAAAGGAAGCAAAUCAGGCAGUAAGAAUGUGGCCGGGAAGGGGAAGGACAAGGGUAAGGGGAAGGAGCGGGCAUACGAGAGGGACGUCGUGGAGAUUCCAGCUGCUCUAGAGGAUGCGGAGGCCGAGCUAUCAGAGGAAGAUCUCGAGCUAUUGAACGAAUACGCGGAUAACGCCAAAUUCCUCAGUAGCUUGGAUCCCAAGGCCAUUGGAAGGAGUAAGAAAGAAACUGAACGACUGCAUCGCAUGAACAAACCUGUGCGGGUGACCCGUAAAGAUGACCUCCCAGACAUUGACUCUAACGACGAGGACGAAGAUGAAAAUUCCUGGAGCUCGGACAUUGAAGAGGGCGACUUUGAAUCAGAUGAGCCCGGCUCUGCUUCCGCCUUCCCGAGCUCAUCCGAAGCGGACUCUGAGCUGGAUCCAGAAGAGCUGUACGAAUCUCGCCAGCGACCGCCUGCAUGGACAUCGGAACCCGAACCCAAAGGCGUUGUCAACCGUCUUCCCAUAAAACUGGCGGAUGGCCGGAUUCAGAAGACCGAAGGUCGAAUUCGUAUUGGUCCAGAAGAUGAGGAGAGCAGCGAGGAAUCCAUGGACAGCUCUCCAGAAGAAGCUGAAGCGUCGCGAGUAGAGGAUGUCUCUACCGGGGCGCGCUUCGGUCGUCCAGCCGUCAUAGACGUGAUUGGGAGUAAGUCAAGAAAGGCUCGUAUAGAGGCUGCCAAAGAACAGAUCGCGAGCAUAUGUCAAGAAAUUGUGGCUGAUCCUGAGAACAGCCUUGGGCUGCUGCGACGACUUCAUACGUUCUCGCUGCCAUCCAUAUCCACACCUACGCACCCCGAGCCGGUGACGAACGACCCCACGAUACGCAAGCUAGCCAUGCUCUCCCAGCUUGCUGUCUACAAGGACAUCAUCCCCGGCUACCGAAUUCGUCCGCUCACCGAUAAGGAGAAGGCAGAGAAAGUGAGCCAGAUCGUAGCCAGGACACGUGAAUACGAACAGGGGCUCGUCGGAGUCUAUCAGACGUACUUACGUGCGCUCGAAGCCGAGGUCAAAGGUCAGACAGAGCUCGCCGAUAUCGCGCUGCAGUCCAUGUGCACCCUCCUGGUGGAGGUGACUCAUUUCAAUUUCCGGAUGAACCUCAUGAACUGCAUUGUCGCCCGACUGAGUAAGAAGUCUUGGGAUAAGUCCUCGGAACUGUGCCUGAAUACGAUCGUCAAGGUCUUCCGUCAGGACCUUACGGGCGCCCCAUCACUGGAGCUGGUUCGGCUGCUGAACCGCAUGAUCCGGGAGCGAAAAUACAACGUGCACCCGAACGUCCUGAGCUGCCUGCUCCAUCUCCGCCUCAAGACGGAGCUCAACGUUCGAGCAUCGGAGUCUAAGGCGGAAAAGGAAGGUGACAGUGCCAAGGGUCAGCAGAAAAGGAUAUCCCGCCAUGGUAAGGGCAAGAAGACCGACGCCCCUCACCUGAGCAAGAAGGCCAAGAAGGUUCUCAAGGAGCAAAUGGAAAUCCAGAAGGAAAUGAAGGAGGCCGCCGCCGAGGUCGAUAGGGAAGAGCGUGCUGCUACGCAAACAGAGACCCUGAAAUUGCUGUUCGUCCUUUACUUCCGGAUCCUGAAAAAUCCGGAGCCGACCGCACUGCUUCCAGCUGCGCUGGAAGGGAUUUCUAAAUUCUCUCACCUCGUUAACAUCGACUUUUUCAAGGACCUCAUGCAGGUUUUGAAGAGCCUGGUGCUCAGGGAUUCGAAACCUCCCUCGGACGAUAGUCUUGACGACGUCAGCAGCAUGGAGAAAAGUGUGCGGUAUCGCCUCACCUGCAUAACCACUGCCUUUGAACUCCUAAUUGGGCAAGGAGAAGCGCUUACUCUCGACUUGACGGACUUCAACAAUCUACUUUACGCCCUUAUUCCUGCCCUAGGACUCAUUCCAGAUAUCGAGCGGAUCCCGCUUGAGUCGUCGGCGGCAAAGCUGGAGCACAGAUCCAUUGCUGAUAUGUUCUUCCGCGCCUUGGAUUUGGUGUUUUCGCCGCGUAUGACUCAGCACAGCUCCCCCGCCUGGCGGUCUGCAGCUUUUGCAAAGCGCGUCCUGUCCACCGCGCUGCACUGGCCGCCGGCCAGUGCUGUGCGGGCCAUUCAUUUCGUGGAGCGACUCAUCGUAAAGGACACGAGGCUGGACUAUCUCUUGUCCACGGAAGAUCGCACGUUCAACGGCGUUUAUCGUCCCGACAUCGACGAUCCCCAGCUGUGUAACCCUUCCGCCGCGUCGCUCUUUGAAGUUCACAUCCUCGCGAACCAGCACUGGGAUGUACGCGUCAGAGAUGAAGCCCUCAACCUCGUCAACUUCAUACGUCAGUAG